This is a messenger RNA of Micropterus dolomieu (smallmouth bass), 837 nucleotides long. RefSeq names its product smx5 (gene lsm2). NCBI's taxonomy places the organism in Eukaryota, Metazoa, Chordata, Actinopteri, Centrarchiformes, Centrarchidae. The record is from RefSeq and is a predicted model, not a curated record. Gene Ontology annotation, molecular function: RNA binding. Gene Ontology annotation, biological process: mRNA splicing, via spliceosome. The transcript is spliced from 5 exons. Gene Ontology annotation, cellular component: precatalytic spliceosome; U6 snRNP; U4/U6 x U5 tri-snRNP complex. The coding region runs from base 145 to 432 and encodes 95 amino acids.
CACACCUGUAAACAUUGAGCGCACCUCUGGCUCCCCCGCGUGGGGCUGGUCAGUAAUUGCACCCUGGUCCGUCGCAGCAAUAUCACGCAUGUAUGAUACAUCAUCAAAGCCGGACGCACUAACCACAAGAAACCAACAGCAAUAAUGCUCUUCUACUCGUUUUUCAAGUCGCUGGUGGGGAAGGAUGUGGUGGUGGAGCUCAAAAACGACUUGAGCAUCUGUGGGACACUUCAUUCUGUUGACCAGUACCUGAACAUUAAGCUCACAGACAUCAGUGUCACUGACCCGGAGAAAUAUCCCCACAUGCUCUCUGUGAAGAACUGUUUCAUCCGUGGAUCCGUGGUCCGGUACGUUCAGCUACCUGCAGAUGAAGUUGACACUCAGCUCCUGCAAGACGCUGCGCGAAAAGAGGCAAUGCAGCAGAAGCAGUGAUCGGCCUGCAGGAUGGGGUUUUGGACUGGGGCGGGUGGUGGGGUGGGAGCUUUAUGGUGAACAAUGAGUAGUUUAAGUUUUGAGUAAAGUUCAUUUAAAGGUGAUACAGUUUGGGCAGCUCUUGUGAUUAUGCAGAGAAUUGAAUUGCAUUCCUUACAUUAGUGAUCAGUAAGAUGCAAAACGAUAAUUAUUGGAAAUGGUCUUCACCUCACGGCCGGAUAGGAGGCUGCAUUUGAUACUGUCUUUUGUUUAAAAGAAAGGAAACUGAAUCCAGUUUUGAGACAAAGAUCUGUUGUAGUGUUUCUGUUGUUAAUACAAGCACUGUUGCUUAUCUUUUAAAAUAAAUAUUACUUUUGGAUUUUUUUUUUAUGCCACUUCAAAAUAAAACAAAAAAUAUUUUAUUUA